AUGACCUUCUACAGGGACCUCUAUGACAAUGGGUGCUACUCACCAUUUGGCUAUGAAGAUCUCUACGGUUUUGGGGGUCUGAAUGGCUACCGAUUUGGGAGCCCAUAUGGCUUCUACCGGGACCAGUACCGAUAUGGCAGCCCAUAUGGCUACAGAAGCUUUGGGAACCUCUAUGGGAACAGAGGCUUGAUCGGUUAUGGAGGCUAUUAUGGGUAUGAGGACUCGUAUGGAUUUGGGUAUGGCCACCCCUUUUCUCGUUUUGGGAACAGAUACAACUGCUGA
Falco peregrinus (peregrine falcon) is the source of this 282-nucleotide messenger RNA. RefSeq names its product scale keratin-like. Lineage: Eukaryota; Metazoa; Chordata; Aves; Falconiformes; Falconidae. The transcript has a single exon. The record is from RefSeq and is a predicted model, not a curated record. The coding region runs from base 1 to 282 and encodes 93 amino acids.